Messenger RNA from Durusdinium trenchii, 768 nucleotides. The record is from the annotation of a GenBank genome assembly. Lineage: Eukaryota; Dinophyceae; Suessiales; Symbiodiniaceae.
AUGUCGCAGUGUCCUUUGGAUGGGGUUCUGCCACCGAGGUCGGCCAUCUUGUGGCUUCCAGGCGGGGCCUUUCUCCUUCGUGUCCCCACGUGUCCCAUCUUUGCUCAGCGCAUCUGGAGCGCGCUCUUGGCCGCGGAACUUCCGCGACUUCCAGGGAUUCUGGAACUGAGAUACACCUUGCCCGCUGAUGCCGACACCACGCUUGUACAAGUCCAAGAUGCCUUGCGGUACCUGCGGAAUGAAGGCUACGAGAAGGUCAUUUUGGCCGGUGACUCUGCUGGCGGCUACCUGUCGCUGCGAGCGUUGCUCGAAGGCAGCGAAGGUGUUGUGGGCGCACUGGCCAUUUGUCCUUGGCUGGAUUUGGCACUCUCAGCGCCAUCUUUGCAAAGGAACCGAUCCUUUUGCUUCCUCUCCCCCAGCUGGCUUCAGGUGGGUCGAGAGCGCUUUCUACAGCGGCUUUCUUCAUCACCGAGCAAGGGCCUGGAGUUAGCCAGGAAGUUCUCUCUCACCCAGCUGACUGAGCUCCAACGCUUGAAGCUGUCAAAGCUGCAGCAAACAGGUGGCUCAAGUCCGGUGCUCCUCGUGGCUGGCGAACUGGACGCCUUGUGCGACGACGCAUCGGCUCUGGCAGCAGUUUCGCCGGGCCUCGUGCAGAGCGUGGAAGUAGCAGGAUUUCAUGAUGCCUUACUUCUUCCACUCUUGGGUCAUCCAUCCCAUGCCUUGGCGUAUGAGAAGAUGGCCAUUUGGGCGUUGAAGCUCUUGAGGUGA